Molecule: messenger RNA, 2418 nt
Organism: Cuscuta epithymum
Lineage: Eukaryota; Viridiplantae; Streptophyta; Magnoliopsida; Solanales; Convolvulaceae
Source: the annotation of a GenBank genome assembly
AAUUAAAUUGAAGGUCUUAUUUUGGUCCUGCUGCGAGCAAUUUCUUUAGAACUUUCUGCCGGAAACAGAACUGAGCCAGUGUAAGAGGGCAAGAGGCCACUAUGAGGAACCCUACAUUUAUGAACACCUCCUGCGCUGUGGUCUGAAUUUACGAUUUUAUCACAAAGAUAAGAAUUGAUGGUUUGGCACGAUCCCAGAACGAUGGGGUUGAAAACCAUCAAGGUUGAUAAGAAAUUUAAACUCUCGGUUGGUAAAUUGAAGAGCAACGCUAAUGACAGUAUUUCAAAUGGUAAGAAAACUGGGAGCGGGGGAAGAAAAGCCGGUGUUAACUCUUUGGAAGGUGAGCCUGUGUAUGGAGCAAGAGGCGGGAAAGGAAAAUCAAAGCAUGAGGAUGAUGGUCGUAUCAAAACUAUAUCUUCUGUUGGGAAAAGGAAGAGAACUUCUGGUAAGGAAACAUCUUUGGAUGAUAAUGCAGUUGCAGGGUUCGGGAGCAGAAGGUCUUCUUUAGGAAAGGACACGAUUAAGCUUGAAAUUAACACCGAGCAUUCUAGAAAGAGAAGAGAAAAUGGAGAAUCUCCAGCUUCUAGGAAGACUGUUAAGGGAGAUUCAAUGCCAAGAGGAAGAAAAUCUCCGGAAAGUGAGUUCUACAGUGAGAAGAAAACAAGAGCUAAACCUAAGACGACUUCAAUGAAAGGUAAUGACUUUGAGGAUUCCAUGAGAAAAGACAAUGGUAAAAGGAUAUCUGAAGGUAGAACUAAUUCGAGAAAGAAGGAAAAUGAGCAAAAGGUUGAGCUUGUAAAUACAUUUCUUAAGAAAAAUGUUGACUGCAAAAAGGGGUUAGCUGGUGAUGUAGUCAUAAAAGAGGGACCAAGGAAGAAAAAUAAAAGAAUCCGCAUUGACCCCAAUGAUGGUUCAAACAAGAGGCUAGAUGAUGGCAUGUCUAUGAAUGAGAAUGAUAAACGUAAGAAAGAAGAUAUAGUGCAAAAAAGUAAUAAUGCUGAAAUAUCAAAGAAUGCACAGUUCCGUGCCAUUCUCCCCAGCCCUUCCAUCCUUUCCUAUGUGGAAGAGAAUCUAUUGGGCCGUAGGCGUGAAAUUGAAUUAAGAAGAGCGGGUUACAACGUGGAGCUUUCUGCCCCAUUAGAUAAUAUACCGUCGGUAUCAAGCUCAGAAAGGCAACAGAUUGAAGAACCGGUAUUCAGGAAUAAAUUGAACUUUUGCGCUGCUGCAAAGAUUUCUUCAUCUUUCCCCCCACCAGAUCUCCCAGAAAUUGCAUUUGCAGGGAGAUCAAACGUAGGAAAAUCAUCUCUAUUAAAUGCAUUGACUAGGCAAUGGGGUGUGGUACGGACAUCAGAUAAGCCUGGACUAACUCAAACUAUUAAUUUCUUCAAUCUUGGGCGAAAACUCUGUUUGGUUGAUUUGCCUGGGUAUGGUUUUGCUUAUGCAAAAGAAGAAGUGAAGGAAUCUUGGCAGGAGCUUGUGAAGGAGUAUGUCAGUACAAGGGUUGGCCUUGAGAGAGUAUGCCUUCUCAUUGACACAAAAUGGGGUAUGAAGGCUAUGGAUUAUGAACUUAUAGAAAUGAUGGAAAGAGCUAAAACGAAGUACCAGAUUAUUUUGACCAAGAGUGAUACCGUAUUUCCAAUUGAUGUGGCACGCCGUGCAAUGCAAAUUGAAGAGAGUCUGAAAGCAAACAAGUCUGUGGUUCAACCUCUGAUGAUGGUCAGUUCGAAGUCUGGAGCAGGUAUCAGAAGUUUAAGAACGGCGCUGACUAAGAUUGCCCGGUUUGCAAAACUGUAGAAGGAUCAUUGGCUAUUUCGGUGAGCUACUUAAAAUCACUUCUAGGAGUUCUGCCAUAUAGCAAAGAAACCGAUUCUUAGAAUUUCAAUAUUUGCUGCCUGAAAUAACAUAAAAAUGUCUUAAUUAGGCAGAAACAAACGCCUGCUCAAUGCCUCAAACGUUAAGUGAUCGCUGGAGGGCUAGUUUACAUGCAUACCAACACAUUCGAGCAGUAGGAUGGAUGCAAAUCCCGCAGACUACAAAAAAGAAGAGACUAUCCUUGACUCUCACAUUGCUUUGGGUGGUUCAGAAUGGCAAUUUGUUUUUGAAUUUUUGGUCAGAUUGGUAGGCAAUUGUUGAUGCUUCACAUCCCUUAUGACCCUGCUUAAUUUGUUAAGCAAAAGACUAUUCCUCUAAUUUCAUUUUGUGUUUUCUAUUUUGAUCUAUUCCAUAUUAUUUAUAUCUUUCCUAUUUGGUCAUAUUUAGUGGUAAGCAAUCGAUCAUAUAAUGAAUUUGAUUGAUGUCAGCUGCACAGCUUUAAACUAUCCCCUUGUCCCCUUAGUGGGACAAGUGAUUUUGCACUUGAUUUUCAAAAUACUUGAUGGGUGCUCCCAUUUUAUUAUUAGAAUUGAGCUUUUCACUCCA